Messenger RNA from Thermochaetoides thermophila DSM 1495, 3234 nucleotides. RefSeq names its product GTPase-activating protein for-like protein. The record is from RefSeq and is a predicted model, not a curated record. Gene Ontology annotation, cellular component: cytoplasm. The coding region runs from base 1 to 3234 and encodes 1077 amino acids. Gene Ontology annotation, biological process: regulation of GTPase activity; signal transduction. The transcript has 4 exons. NCBI's taxonomy places the organism in Eukaryota, Fungi, Ascomycota, Sordariomycetes, Sordariales, Chaetomiaceae.
AUGGAUGAGUAUCUGGACAAUACCAUGGAAGCAGAAGAAACCUACAUUUGUAAAGGGUGUGGUGAGAUUUUAGAGGAGGGAAAGGCAUUUGAGCUGGCUGGGAACCGAUGGCAUCUUGACUGCUUUCGUUGUAACAGCUGCCGGACCCUGCUCGACUCUGACGCGAACCUGCUCCUCCUUGGCGAUGGCUCCCUCAUUUGCAAUAACUGCACGUACAGCUGCAGCGCUUGCGGCAACAAAAUUGAAGACCUCGCGAUCCUUACGGGAGAUCAGGCCUAUUGCGAGCCAUGCUUUCGUUGUCGGAACUGCAAGAGGAAGAUCGAGAACCUGCGCUAUGCAAGAACGUCGCACGGUAACCUUUGCAUGAGCUGUCAUGAGUCGCUCAUGGCCCGGCGGCAGAAGAAGUUGAAGGCUGCCCAGGCGAAGCGAGAAAAAGAGGCGUCGCCUCUCCUUACCGACAAAUCGCUGCCAGCCCUGCCCCCAAAUGCUGUUCCGCCGAGCGGGUAUGCGAAAGAUCAUCUCCUGUCCGAUUCUGACAGGCCGACGGAGCUGUCGCCUCCUCCCCGUGCCGCAUAUGGACGGACGGACGCCACACCCCGGAGUGGCUCAAGACCGGAUCGCUCUCCCGAUCGAACGCACGAAGCGCAUAACGACUCUUCGCUCGCUCCAUCGACCUCGAAUUACAGGCACAAUCGCAACUCGGCCAUAUUUGCGAUUGACCAAAGCAAUGGCGAUUCGGAGGGUUAUUACAUUCCUGUAGCUCUCGAUCCCAAUCCUGCACCGUCUAUAACGCCAACGGCCCAGUCGAUGUCGGAGGCAUUUGCCGAGUCUAGCAAGAGGAACCGAGACAGGGACUACUAUAGCGCCCAAAAGCUAUCACCGGCUCCUGAGAGGAGAGCUGAUGCCCCAGUAACCACACCCCAUAUUGCGUUCCAGGAGAAAGGUAGACAGCCAACCCAAGAUUUUGAAGCUCCUCGGCACGAUAAGCCACAGAGAAGGCUCUCCAAGAGAGGUGGAAAUCCUAAUGCUCCCUCUGAUGACAAGAAGACCGCUGUUUCGAAGACUCAAUACAGCGACGACUUCAAGUUGCAGGAGGCCCCCAUGGGCAAGAAACCGGCUGACUCAACGCCCACGAAGGCACCGGCUCCCCCGCCACAUGGGCCGGCGGAUAAGAUUCCCCCUCCAAGGCCUUCACAGGAUCGCUGGAAGGAUGAGAGAUCCGAACCCUCUCAAUCCCGCCCAGGUCUACCCGAGAGCAAGUUGAGUGACACUUAUAUGCAGCCCAGGCCAGCACCUCAACCACCUACUCAGGCUGCUAGCAAGGAAGGGGCAGUUUAUGCCAGCGAUUCAUCAGAGCCCAAACUGCCACGUUGGAGUUCUGGCGGUGACUUGAACCUGGAGGAAGAUAUGGCGCGGAUAUUGGGCACGGAUGAAAGUUCCUCCUCAAUUUUGCGCAGAGUGUCGAAUGCUGUCCGUCAUGGACGUGCCAACAGUGAUGCAUCGAACCAUGUUCGCCUUGGCCAUAGCCGGAGUGUCAGUGAGACCACGAGAGGCACGUCAUCCCCUCGUUGGCCCAAGACGCCUAUGGCUGAAGAUCCCAUGAACGCAAGCCAAGUUCCAGACGUUACCAGCCCUAUCUCACUCUCCGGUUCCGCGCAGGACGACCCCGCAUUCCUGAAGCGGCAGUUGAGGAACUCGGAACAGCGGGUUGCUGAGCUUGAACGCCAGUUCAACUCAGAGAAGGAUCUCAAGAAUCUAACUAGGAAGGUUAACGAGAAGAGAAAGACUGUCUCUGACCUGAACGCCCAGACGGAGAUCAUGAUUCGGCAGCUUGAAGUCCUUGCUGGUUAUGUGGAGCGGGCGAAGAAGACUGGCGAACCCCUAGAUCCUCGAGAGCUGGAAGAAUCUGCGAUCAAGGAGUUUGUUCAGAAGCUUGAAGACGUGAAGCAGAAGUUCCAGAUUUCUAUCGAGAAACUGAUCCGCGAGCGGGACGAACUAAUCGAGCAGAGAGACCAAGCGAUUGCUGAGAGGGAUCGCGCCUUGAUGGAAUUCGAGCAGCUGUCCUCGAAGAACGCACAGUUGGCAGACAUGAAUAAUGACCUGACUCAUCAAAUUCAGGAGAGGAUCAAGCAGCAGGCCAACUCCGCGAAUGGCCUGGGCAUUUAUGGCCAUGCCAAGGGUGUCUCUACCGCUUCGGUUAAUGUAGAUUCGGCAGGUCUGCAAACUGGCUCUACAUUUAUCGGUGCGGAUGGGGAGGAGGUCGUUGAAGGGGCCACUGCCGUCAACGUCCGCAAGGGCCAGGCCAAGAAGUUUAACUGGAAGAAAGGUUCUAGCAAAGUUGCCCAAAACAUUUCCAAGGGCAUCAACCGUGCUGCGGGCGCCUUCCAGCAACAAGACCAAAAUCGCUCUCAAACACAUCCACAGCUCAACAAUGACAACAUUGGCUUACCGUAUAACAUGACGGUUGCCCAGGUUGAUUCCCCGGUCACGACAGCUCCUCCGCCCCCCAACCGAUCCAAUGAUUCUGGAAGGCAAGGUUUUGGUUUCUUCAGCAAGAAACAAAACGUUCCGAAGUCGACGUCCACCAACAACGUGACACCAAAUGAGAAGCUUGCCCCUCCCCCUGUCGUUGCCGAGGCGCCCAGCACACUGUUUGGGUCUGAUCUCGUUGAGCGGGCUGAUUGGGAGAAGAGGCAGAUUCCAAGCGUUGUCACUCGCUGUAUCGAGGAGGUGGAGCUUCGUGGCAUGGAUGUUGAGGGCAUCUACCGCAAGACUGGCGGCAAUUCUCUUGUUAAGAUGAUCCAGGAAGGCUUUGACAAAUCGUUGGAUUUUGACAUUUCAGACCCGUCUCUUGAUAUCACGGCCGUGACGAGCGUUUUGAAGCAGUAUUUCCGAAAGCUUCCAAAUCCUCUACUUACGUUCGAUGUCUACGAUCGCGUUCUGGAGUCUAACUCCAUCCAAGACGAGGCUGAGCGCUGCGCUCACCUGCGCGAAACGAUCAACAUGCUUCCACAGAAGCACCGCGAUACCCUUGAGUUCCUCAUGUUCCAUCUUGCCCGUGUGGCCAGCCGUGAAAAUGAAAACUUGAUGUCGCCCAAAAAUCUCGCUGUGGUGUUUGCGCCUACCAUCAUGCGCGAUCACAGUCUCGAGAGGGAGAUGACAGAUAUGCAUGCCAAGAACUUAGCUGUGCAAUUCUUGAUCGAGCAUAGCCACAUCAUCUUUGGAGAGGCAUGA